CCGCGUGGUCCCCUGGCACGGACACAGCCGCCGGCUGAGGCCGCACCCUCUCUGCCGUGGCACCGGCCGGCGCUGGGCCUCCGUGCCGGCAGGGGGCGCUCCGCGGCGCUGCCUGCCACGCCCGCGGAUAUCAGCGGCUGCCCGGAAGGAGCUGCCCUUUCCCGGCGCAGCGCAGCCAUGGCCCGCGGCCCCAAGAAGCACCUGAAGCGUGUGGCUGCGCCCAAGCACUGGAUGCUGGACAAGCUGACGGGCGUCUUCGCACCCCGUCCAUCCACAGGCCCUCACAAGCUGAGGGAGUGCCUUCCGCUCAUCAUCUUCCUGCGGAACAGGCUGAAGUAUGCCCUGACAGGGGACGAGGUCAAGAAGAUCUGCAUGCAGAGGUUCAUCAAGAUAGAUGGCAAAGUCCGCACAGACAUCACCUACCCUGCAGGCUUCAUGGAUGUCAUCAGCAUUGAGAAGACAGGCGAGCAUUUCCGCUUGGUGUAUGAUACCAAGGGCCGGUUUGCUGUUCACCGCAUCACAGCUGAAGAGGCCAAGUACAAGCUGUGCAAGGUGAGGAAGAUCUUUGUGGGCACCAAAGGAAUCCCUCAUCUCGUCACCCAUGAUGCCCGUACCAUCCGCUAUCCAGACCCCCUCAUCAAGGUGAACGAUACGGUCCAGAUUGACCUGGAGACAGGCAAGAUCACAGAUUUCAUCAAGUUUGACACAGGUAACCUGUGCAUGGUGACCGGUGGUGCCAACUUGGGCCGUAUUGGAGUGAUCACCAACCGUGAGAGACACCCUGGGUCGUUCGAUGUGGUUCAUGUGAAGGAUGCCAAUGGCAAUAGCUUUGCCACCAGGCUCUCCAACAUCUUCGUUAUUGGCAAAGGCAACAAGCCAUGGAUCUCCCUGCCCCGUGGAAAGGGCAUCCGCCUGACCAUUGCUGAAGAGAGAGACAAGAGACUGGCAGCCAAGCAGAGCAGCGGGUGAACUCCAGCCCAGGCUGGCAGCGGUCCUUGCGGUAUCCUAAUUAAACCAUUUACCAAA
Molecule: messenger RNA, 1026 nt
Organism: Chroicocephalus ridibundus (black-headed gull)
Lineage: Eukaryota; Metazoa; Chordata; Aves; Charadriiformes; Laridae
Gene: RPS4X
Product: ribosomal protein S4 X-linked
Exons: 7
Coding region: 178-969 (263 amino acids)
Biological process (GO): translation
Cellular component (GO): cytosolic small ribosomal subunit; ribosome
Molecular function (GO): RNA binding; structural constituent of ribosome
Source: RefSeq, a predicted model, not a curated record